Gossypium arboreum is the source of this 6298-nucleotide messenger RNA. RefSeq names its product putative disease resistance RPP13-like protein 1. Lineage: Eukaryota; Viridiplantae; Streptophyta; Magnoliopsida; Malvales; Malvaceae. The record is from RefSeq and is a predicted model, not a curated record. Gene Ontology annotation, biological process: defense response to other organism. Bases 668 to 5026 code for a protein of 1452 amino acids. Gene Ontology annotation, molecular function: ADP binding. The transcript has a single exon.
UUGGGGUCAAGUUUUGAUUCAAGUGAAUAAGAUUAAUAAUUGCCAUUGCCAUGUUGGUCAAGUUCAAGGUCAAGGUUACUUCACUGGGAAUUUGGGAUAAUGACCCAAAGCAAGAGAAAAGAAGAGCAUCAAAAUUCAAAAGCAAAGGUCCCACUCUCACGCCCGUGAUUUUCGUUACUCGUUUCCCAUCAAAAGCAGCCUCCAACAAGGACUUGGUUGCAGGUAUCAUGCACCAGGUUCAUUCCUGAUUGCUGUCAUGGCCAAUCACUGAGGGAAGUUUCAACCUUGGUCCACCCUCCAUCUCUGUUUCUCACUGGCGCUGUGGCGGUUCCGGUGUAUUUUUGAGCUGCUUCACAUUGGCAAUGCCGUGGAGGCAUAUGCUUCUCAGGCCAGUUGCGGUGACCCCUUCUUUACUCGGGUCUUCUCCCUGCCUUCUCCCUGCAUGGCGACCGCUGAAGACCAUGCUGUUAGGGUUUCAGGGCUUUGGUUGUGGCCUGAUUGUUGUAGUAUUCUGGGCUUGGGCUCCUUGACUUUGUAACUGGCCUUUUCAUUUAUGGAAUGAAAAAAAAAAGAAAAAAAAGAGAAGAAAAAAAAAAGCGUUGGGUGCAUCUUCUUUAUCAGAAUCCAAUGACACUCCGGCUAUUCCCCUCAUAGUCUGAAUUGUUAGAUGCUUAAAGCAUAUUGUGCCAAGUUCCAUCUCCGUUUCGUUCUUUUUUGUUCCCUGAAUUUCCAUUUUGGCUUUGCUCCUUUCUCUUUUCAGCUUCUUUCUCACAAUUCCACCAUGUCUGUCUUUGGAGAGGCUGCUCUUUAUGUGUUUUUGGACCGGUUGGUGGGCAAAUCCCUCGACUCUGCACUCAACUUUGUUGCUGAUCACGGGCAACUCCACCAGCAGCUCAAGCAGUGGGAGUCCUUAUUGCCCGAUAUCCAAGCAGUGUUGGACGAUGCAGAGGAGAAGCAGAUCAAGAACAUGGGUGUGAAGAAAUGGUUGGAUGAUCUCCAGGACUUGGCUUACGAUGUGGAUGACAUCUUGGACGAGUUUGCUUAUGAAGAGUUACGUCUCAAGGUCCAAAAGACUCAAGCUCAAACCAGCACUAGCAAGGUACGGAAACUCAUUCCUACCUGCUUUUCUGGUACUAGUUUCACUCUCACUUCUUUUGGGUUUAAGAAUUCCAUGAUUCCCAAGGUCAAAGAUAUCACGGCUAGACUAAAUAACUUGACUACUCGGAGGAGUAAUUUGGGGUUGAGUGAGAUCUUGUCUCAAGCUCCAACCGCCAAGGGAAAGCAACCCAGGCUGCAACCAACUUCUGUCUUGGAUGGAGCUAUGGAGUAUGUUGGUAGACACAAGGAAAAGCAAGAAUUGAUUGAGUUGCUCAAAGGUAAUAACUCCAAUGGAGUUUCAGUCCUUUCCAUCGUGGGCAUGGGAGGGAUGGGUAAAACAACUCUGGCUCAGCUUGUUUACAAUGAUGCCGCCAUCAACGAGUCUUUUGACCACAAGGCCUGGGUAUGCGUUUCUGAUAAUUUUGAUGCAGUUAAUAUAACUAGGACAAUUUUAAAAUCCAUCGAUCCUGACUUUCGUGAUGAGAAUGACUUGAAUUUACUUCAAGUUAAGUUGAAGGAGAAGUUGUCUGGGAAAAGGUUCUUGCUUGUUUUAGAUGACAUUUGGAACGAGAAUUAUAAUGAUUGGACCAUCUUACGGUCUCCGUUUGGAGCAGGGGCCAAUAUCAUUGUAACCACUCGUCUUCAAAUUGUUUCAUCUAUUGUCGAUCCGCUCAAAACUUUUUAUUUGGAUAAACUAUCGGAUGAUGAUUGUUUAUCCAUAUUUACACAGCAUGCAUUAAAAGCAAGAAAUUUCGAUGGACAUCUCCACUUUAAAGAAAUUGGAGAGAAAAUGGUGAAAAGGUGCAACGGCUUACCUUUGGCAGCAAAAGCCAUUGGAAGUUUGCUACGCACAAUUAAAUAUCAUCGAGAAUGGGAAAGGAUAUAUGAGAGUGAGAUAUGGAACUUACCAGAAGAGCAGUGUGGCAUAAUUCCAGCCUUGAGAUUAAGCUACCAUCAUCUUCCGUCAUACUUGAAACGAUGUUUUGCAUAUUGCUCCAUGCUUCCUAAAGGUUAUGAAUUUGGGGAAGAAGAAAUUGUCUUGUUAUGGAGAGCAGAAGGUCUCUUGCAACAGAAAGCUAUGCCACAAAAUAAAGAUCUUGGAAAUCAAUAUUUUCAAGAUCUAGUGUCCAGGUCAUUUUUUCUGAUAUCCAGUAAAGACAAGUCCCGAUUCAUAAUGCAUGACCUUAUCAAUGAUUUAGCUCAAGUAGUUGCAGGUGAAAUAUUCUCAAAAUUGGAAGGUGAUAGGCAACAGAAGUUCUCAAUUCGCACUCGACAUGCUUCUUAUAUUGGCAGCAUGUUUGACACAGUGAAGAAGUUUGAAGCAUUUGAUCAAACGAUUUCUUUACGUGCUUUUCUACCCUUGAUUUUUACAAGUUAUUAUCUAGAGUUCUAUUUAACUAAUGUUGUCUUGGUUGAUUUGUUGCCAAGACUUGACUACCUAAGGGUGCUCUCUUUGAGCGGAUACAAUAUUGUUGAGUUGCCUGAUGUUUUUGAAAAUUUAAAGCAUCUUCGUUACUUGAAUUUUUCUUACACCAAAAUCAAAUGUUUACCUGAUUCUCUCUGUACACUUUAUCAUUUGGAAACUUUAUUAUUAAAAAAGUGUGUCAAACUUCAAAAGCUACCCUCGAAGAUAGAAAAGCUUGCUAGCUUGCAAUAUCUUGAUAUCAGAGGUGCAAACUUAAUAGAAAGGAUGCCUUUCGGAAUUGGUAAGCUAACCAAUCUUCAAAGGUUAUCUGAUUUUGUUAUAGGGGAAGGUGAUGGACAUCAUAUCAGAGAAUUGAAAUAUUUGUCAAACCUCAAAGGUGAUUUCCAUCUUUCUGGGUUGGAGAAUGUUAAUUGUCAAGAUGCAGGGGAAGCCAAGUUACAUGAGAAGCAGGGGAUUGAUCGAUUGGUAGUGCAUUGGAGUGAAAAGUUUGAAAAGGCUUCAAGGAAUAAAGAAGUUGAAGAAAGGGUGUUGGACUCUCUUCGUCCUCCCAAAAAGCUUGAGCAACUUGUCAUUGAGAAUUAUGGUGGUGCAAAAUUUUCUACUUGGAUUGCAGAUUCUUCCUUCAAAAAUAUGUUGUCGUUGGAGCUUCUCAACUGUAAAAGUUGCAAGUCCCUACCAUCGAUUGGAAGGUUGUCAUUGUUAAAAAAUCUUUCAAUUGGCGGUUUGGAUGAGGUACAUAAGAUUGGUGUUGAGUUGUUUGGAGCAAAUCAAUCGAAUGCAUUUGCAUCAUUAGAGACUCUAUGUUUUCAGAGUAUGCCAAAUUGGGAGGAGUGGGACCCAUGUGAAGGUGAUGAGCAAGCUUCGAAAUUCCCCAGCCUUCAUGAACUUUCAAUCCGACAAUGUCCUCAAUUGUUGGGAACGUUGCCAACCCUUCUUCAAUCCUUGCAGAAACUUGAAAUUCGUGAGUGCAGGAAGUUGGUAGUUGUGACUUCAAGUUUUUCAUCGCUACAUGAAUUAAGUGUCAGAGGGUGCAAAGAAUUGGUAGAUGAAGGCUCUUCUUCUGCAAAGGAGGUUACCUCUUUGAAAAGUGUCUCUCUUUCAUACAUUUCAAAGUUUAAUAUUUCAGCAGAAAGGAUAAUGUGGAGGUUUGCUAGCUCGGAAUAUUUUAACAUCUAUGGUUGGAAGGAGUUGGAAUCUUUAUCGCAAAUUGGGUUAGGAUUAGUUGGGCAUCGUUUCUUUACGAUUGAGGAUUGCCCCCAAUUGAUCUCUUUGGAAACAGAAGAUGAGAGAUUGCAACUUGACAAGAUUCUGGGUGUUGAAUCUCUGGCAAUAAGGGAUUGUGAAAGGCUCAAUCAACUACCAGAAGUCUUACAUGCUUUCGCAUUCCUUACAAGAAUGAGACUUCAAAAGUGUCCAAGCUUGGUUUGUUUUGCAAAGAGUAACAUUCCUCGUGCUUUAAAAAAGUUGGAGAUUUUGUGGUGUGAGAAUUUGCAAUAUUUGGUUGAUGAAAAAGAAGAUAAUAAUAAGAAUACCAGUAGUAACACUUGUCUUCUUGAGCACUUGGAAAUACAGUGCUGUCCAUCUCUAAAAUGUUUAUCAUCAAGGGGCGAUAUAUGCAAUCAGCUUCAACAUCUUCGAAUUGCCAGCUGUUCAAAUUUAAGUAGCUUAUUUUUAAAUGCCAAGUUACCUGUAAAGCUUAAACUGCUAGAUAUUAGGGGCUGUCCACUGUUGGAAUGUAUAGCCCAAGACUUCAACGAUACCAUUGAUCUCGAACGUAUUUAUAUUUCGGAUGCUCUAAAUAUCAAAUCUUUACCGCGAGGAUUAGACAAGCUCAUCCAUCUUCAGGAGAUUGAACUUGCUGGGUGUUCAAGUCUUGUUUGGUUUGAAGAAAGUGGGUUUCCCGCCACAAAUCUCCUCGUUUUCUCGAUUUUCAAAUGUGAAAAUUUUGGAGCCCUUCCUAAGUGCAUCCACAACUUCACCUCCCUUCAGAAAUUAGAGGUGUGGAAGUGUUCAGCUGAUAUGUCCUUCCCGGAAGAGGGUUUCCCUGUGAAUCUCACAUCACUUGAAAUCUCAAAUGGACCCAAAAUGUAUGCAUCACUUGUUGAAUGGGGAUUAAAUAGACUCACCUCUCUUCAAGAGCUCAAUAUCGGCGGUGAGGGAUGCUCACAUGUGGUGUCAUUUCCAGAAGAAGGGAUAGGAAGAAUGCUGCCUCCUCCUCUCACAUCUAUCUGCAUUGAAAAUUUUGAGAAUUUGGAAUUCAUGUGCUCCAAGGGCUUUCAACACCUCACUUCGCUUCACGAAUUGGAAAUCAGUAAUUGUCCAAAACUCACAUCUCUUCCAGAAAAGGAUAUGCUUCUUUCACUUGAGCAGCUACAUAUUUUCAAUUGCCCGUUGCUAGAAGAAGGGUGCAGUAGGGGUAAAGGUCGAGAGUGGUCCAAGAUUGCCCACAUACCUUAUGUGCGUUUUCAGUAUAAAACAGUCAUCCCAAGGGAAUUAGAUUGAAAGUAAAGCAGCAAAAUCUGGCACUGAUUUCUCCACACUUAAACCACAGUUGUGAAACCAUUUUAGACAUUAAGCAAUUUCAUAGCAUUUUUACUUCCAUAUAUGUGAUUGUCCUCAGAAUAACAAGAUAAUAGCAAUCAGUCUUAUAUAUUUUGUAUUCAAAUUUUCAGGCAUUGAAUACUAAAUUGGCAAAAAUAGCGGAUGAAUUCAACUAGCCUUCCUUUAGCUUAUUUGAUUUGUUGUUCAGCAUAGUGAAUGUUCAGUUUUCAUCUGCAUGUUCUGAUUUCUAAGCUUCCUUUGUGUAUAUGUUUGCUUAGCUCUCAGAAUAUGGGUUGGCACAGACUAGUUUUGGAAUGGACUUGGAAUAUGCCGUAUAGUCGAUCCUUCUUUUCGACAUUGCUAUGCCAAUCCUAAACUUUCUUUUCAUCUUUCUAAAAUUUUCUAUAAUAUAUGAACUCUUUUUUUUGAAGACAAUGUGUUCAAUUGCAAUUGUUAUAACCUUUGUAAAUGGGAAUGGGAUUUUAGUUGAAAAUAUUUGACAUUCCAGUGUAAUAUUGACCAAUGGUAUCUCAAAAGAAUAAGUCUUUACUUGAUAGUUUCAUGAUCUUUGUGGAUAAAUAAUAGAUUUCUGUUAUUGUGUAAGGAUACGAGUCGUCACCACUGUCUAUUAUUGAUCCUCGCAGGGAUAAGGGAGGGAUACACUACGCAGUAUGGCAUGUAGUUAAAGAGCUCGAUUUAAGCAUUAACACGAGAGUUCACAGACCUGCAAUUUUGGUGUUUUCACUUGUAAAACCCUGGUGACAUUGAGAUUGUACUUCUUUGGAACUUGCAGCCUCAGUGUUUCCACAAACUAUUGUCUGCCGAUCUCAAAGUUGUCUAUCCUAGUUCUCAGAAAUUCUCAGAUGAUGAAUCCAUUCGAAAGCUACUUUUGAGCUGCAUUAAUUCACCUGAUGAAGAAUUGCUUUUUCCAUCAUGUGGAUUGAAUGACACUAAUGAACUCAGUGUCUUAAGUGACUGACUGCGUCACUUCAUUUAACCAAUUUUUACUCGAAGGUACGGAAGGAAGCUCCAUCUUGUUUACUGCUUCAUAUCAAUAUAAUCUCUGUGAUUAUAGAUGGAUGCAUCAUCAAAUUUUCAGAGCAUCCCUUAUUUUGUCAUGCUCAGACCAACCCUUUAAAAGAUAGGCAAAGAUGGUGAUUCACUGAUAUUUGGUUUCUGUAAGACAGAUAAUAUGGUAAAUGUGAUAUAUAAUUUGAUCAUUUUUACAGGCAA